Molecule: messenger RNA, 11048 nt
Organism: Epinephelus fuscoguttatus (brown-marbled grouper)
Lineage: Eukaryota; Metazoa; Chordata; Actinopteri; Perciformes; Serranidae
Gene: adcy8
Product: adenylate cyclase 8 (brain)
Exons: 18
Coding region: 1238-4951 (1237 amino acids)
Biological process (GO): adenylate cyclase-activating G protein-coupled receptor signaling pathway; cAMP biosynthetic process; intracellular signal transduction
Cellular component (GO): plasma membrane
Molecular function (GO): adenylate cyclase activity
Source: RefSeq, a predicted model, not a curated record
CUGACCAGCCUCGCGCUCUCUGCACAUCAACUCCACGCGGCUGCUGCUGCUGCUGCUGCUGCACGCCCUUUGAAACAGCGAGGAGGUGGAGAAGGAGACGAAGAAGGAAAAGAAGAGGGGGAAAACCGGCAGGACUCGCGCGGAGAGACGGCUCACCGGAGGAAGAGGGACUGGAGGAGGAGAAGGAGGAUGAGCCUCCGUUGUCAUCCUCGCGCGCAGCACGGGGAGACAUAGGACAUUGUCUUUUGGACACUUUCCACGGACACGAGCUGCUUUACCUCCUCAGAGAGAGAGUAGGAUUGUGUCUUGGCACCGCCCCCCCCCCCACCGCCUCCACAGCCAGGUGUUGCAUUCAAGCGCGAGCCCCUCGUGUCGAUGGAGAGGCACAAGGAGGGUUGAUCCGCGCUGCGGAGCUCGCGCACUCUCCUCUGAUCCUGUCCGCGAGCCUCUCGAGCAACAACAAGUUGAUGAUUUUUCAUCUUCCUCUGGCUCCUGACCGCGUUUAGAGACACGGAGGCUGUGACCGGAUUCUUCUUUCUUUGGGCUGCUGACCUCACCGGAUUUGUCUUUCUGUGGCAUCCCUGAUGAACGAUACAGAAAACGGGAAUUAACGUGAUUUGUGCUUUAUUUUUUUUGGCUCUGCAGCUGCACGCGCAAAUAGGGAAAGGAUGGCAAAGUGAGCGGACCCAGCUGUGCCAGACGCGCGAGCCAUUUUUGGGUUAAAAUUGAAAGAGCACAUUUUCCCGAAAGCAGCUGCCUGACAUCGCGUGCACCCCGAGCCUCGCGCAGUGUUUUUGACGGAUCCAGGCUUUCCGUGGCGCCGCGGCACCCUGAUGGUGCGGACUGUCGGCGCACGGUGGCUCGAGCUGCCGCUUGGACACAAAGCCCGGUGAUUUUUAGCCUUCAGCACGGAGACACGGUGCAUGAUGAUGAUGAUGGUGAUGAUGAUGAUGAUACGCGGUUAAUCCGGGAGAUGCUUUUCUACUCGAGUCGGAUUUAUGUUGCUUUUCUUCGCGUUACGAUGACCUCCAACCGCGCUUUACCCUGUGCCGUGCUCGCCGCAGCCCGAGAGAGAAGCACGCACCCCCGGUUCGAUGCGCACGAGAGGACGUCGUCUCCCCAAAAUCGCUGAGCUAACUCACAACCGGGAAGGGAGGGAUCAUUCUAACCGACACAACCGAUAAGGAGGAGAAAACAACAACAACAACAACAUCAGCAGCAACAAGCGGCAGCAGUGAUGGAGCUGUCCGAGGUCCGGUGCUCCAGCGCGAGCGAGGAGCUGUACACCAUCAACAAGACCCCGAGCAGCAGCAACAACAGCAACAGCAGCGGCAGCGCGCGACCCAAACGGCUGCUGUGGCAGGACGCGGUGCGGCACAUCACCGAGCAGCGGUUCAUCCACGAGCAGGGCGGGGGAGGCGGAGGGGUGAAGGGCAUCGGGCCGGACGAGCCCUUCGACCCGAGCCAGGACGCGCGGAAGCAGUCGGCGGGGCGGACGUCGGUGGGAGACCGGCACAACAACGGCGGGACCAAGGUGUUCCCGGAGCGCGCCAGCAGCGACUUGGGCUUCCUGCAGAUCGACUGCGCGCCGAGCAACUCCGACUUCUUCCUGAACUGGGGCUACACGUACCGGGGCGUCAUCUUCCCCACGCUGCGGAACGCCUUCAAGUCCCGCGACUUGGAGCGGCUCUACCAGCGUUACUUUCUGGGCCAGAGGCGCAAAUCUGUGGUGGUGAUGAACAUCCUGGACGUGGUGACCAAGCUCACCCUGCUGGUGCUGCACCUCACCCUGGCCUCCUCCCCGAUGGACCCGAUCAAAGGGACCCUGCUGGGCUUCUUCACGGGCAUCGAAGUCGUCAUUUGUGCCUUAGUGGUGGUGCGGAAGGACACCACGUCGCACAGCUACCUGCAGUACAGCGGCGUGGUCACCUGGGUGGCCAUGGCCACGCAGAUCCUGGCGGCCGGGCUGGGCUACGGGCUGCUGGGUGACGGGGUGGGGUACGUGCUCUUCACCCUGUUCGCCACCUACAGCAUGCUGCCGCUGCCGCUCACCUGGGCCAUCCUGGCCGGCCUCUUCACCUCGGGGCUCCACAUCCUGGUCCAGCUGCUCAUCUCCCAGAAUGCACAGCUCUCUACCAACCAGGUAGCAGCUCAGGCUGUGCUGUUCAUGUGUAUGAACACUGCGGGGAUAUUCAUCAGUUACCUGUCAGACCGGGCUCAGCGUCAGGCCUUCCUGGAGACGCGGCGCUGCAUCGAGGCUCGGCUGCGACUCGAGACAGAGAACCAGAGACAGGAGAGACUGGUUUUAUCGGUCCUGCCACGUUUUGUAGUUUUGGAAAUGAUCAACGACAUGACAAAUGUAGAGGACGAACACCUCCAGCAUCAGUUUCACAGAAUCUACAUCCACCGCUAUGAGAAUGUCAGCAUUCUUUUCGCAGAUGUUAAAGGCUUCACAAACCUCUCCACAACGCUGUCAGCGCAGGAGCUGGUGCGAAUGUUGAAUGAACUCUUUGCACGCUUUGACCGCCUCGCACACGAAAACCACUGUCUACGAAUAAAGAUCCUGGGAGACUGUUACUACUGUGUGUCUGGUCUACCUGAGCCCAGGCAGGACCACGCCCACUGCUGUGUGGAGAUGGGCCUCAGUAUGAUCAAAACCAUCAGAUAUGUGAGAUCACGUACGAAACACGACAUCGACAUGCGUAUUGGGAUCCACUCAGGUUCUGUGCUGUGUGGAGUUUUGGGACUCAGGAAGUGGCAGUUUGACGUCUGGUCCUGGGACGUGGACAUCGCCAACAAACUGGAGUCUGGAGGGAUCCCAGGGAGGAUUCACAUCUCCAAAGCAGCUUUAGACUGUUUGAACGGUGACUACGAGGUGGAGGAGGGCCACGGGAAGGACCGCAACGACUUCCUCCGCCGCCACAACAUCGAGACGUACCUCAUCAAGCAGCCGGAGGAGAGUAUGCUCACCCUGCCGGAGGACAUCAUGAAGGAGGCAGCCAGUUCGGCCGACCGCCGGGCCAGCAGCACCACCUUCAACGAAGCGUCCUGGAGCCCUGAGCUUCCCUUCGACAACAUUGUGGGGAAGCAGAACACUCUGGCUGCCCUAACGAGAAAUUCGAUAAAUCUGCUUCCAAACCAUCUCGCACAAGCUUUGCAUGUCCACUCUGGUCCUGAGGAAAUUAACAAGCGAAUAGAGAGCGCCAUCGACUUACGGAGUGGCGAUAAGUUGAGAAGAGAGCAUAUCAAGCCUUUCUCACUGAUGUUUAAAGACUCCAGCCUGGAAGAGAAGUACUCCCAGAUGAGGGACGAGGUGUUCAAGUCCAACCUGGUGUGCGCCUUCAUCGUGCUCAUCUUCAUCACCACCAUCCAAAGCCUGCUUCCCUCCGCCAGGAUGAUAACCAUGGUGAUCCAGUUCUCAGUCCUCAUCGUCCUCCAUUCCUGUCUGGUCCUAGUUACGACAGCGGAGGACUACAAAUGUCUGCCUCUGGUCCUGCGCAAAGCCUGCUGCUGGAUCAACGAGACGUACGCAGCGCGAAACGUCAUCAUCUUCGUCUCAAUCCUCAUCAACUUUCUGGCAGCCAUGAUCAAUAUACUGUGGUGCGACUUCGACAAGUCCAGCACCUUCAGGAACCAGACGUACAACGAAUCGGCCUCCAUCCCAGACAUCUGCUUCUACCCAGAGUAUUUUGUGUUCACGGGGGUCCUGGCGAUGGUGACGUGUGCGGUGUUCCUACGGCUGAACUCGGUAUUGAAGUUGGCAGUGCUGCUGGUGAUGAUCGCCAUCUACUCACUGCUGACCGAAGCCUUCUACACCUCGCUGUUUGUUCGCUACGACACCGUCCACCACAACACAGAAAAUUUCCUGGGGACCAAAGAGACGUCUUUGCUCCUGAUGGCUAUGUUCCUCCUCGCUGUGUUUUACCAUGGGCAGCAGCUGGAGUACACGGCCCGGCUUGACUUCCUGUGGCGUGUCCAGGCCAAAGAGGAGAUCAACGAGAUGAAGGAGCUGCGAGAACACAACGAGAACAUGCUGAGGAACAUCCUGCCCAGCCACGUAGCCCGCCACUUCCUGGAGAAGGACCGGGACAACGAGGAGCUGUACUCCCAGUCCUACGACGCAGUGGGCGUGAUGUUCGCAUCCAUCCCGGGCUUCGCUGACUUCUAUUCCCAGACUGAGAUGAAUAACCAGGGAGUCGAGUGCCUCAGGCUCCUCAACGAAAUUAUUGCAGACUUUGACGAGUUACUCGGUGAGGAUCGUUUCCAGGACAUCGAGAAGAUCAAGACAAUUGGCAGCACCUACAUGGCUGUCUCUGGCCUGUCGCCUGAAAAACAGCAAUGUGAAGAUAAAUGGGGUCACCUGUGUGCGUUGGCUGAUUUCGCCAUCGCGCUCAACGAGAGCAUCCAGGAGAUCAACAAGCACUCGUUCAACAACUUUGAGCUGAGGAUUGGUAUGGCCCACGGCUCAGUGGUGGCAGGUGUGAUCGGUGCCAAGAAGCCACAGUACGACAUCUGGGGGAAGACGGUGAACCUGGCCAGCCGGAUGGACAGCACAGGGGUCAGUGGCAAGAUCCAGGUACCCGAGGAGACCUACCUGAUCCUGAAGGAGCGCGGCUUUGCCUUUGAGUACCGCGGCGAGAUCUACGUGAAGGGCAUCAGCGAGCAGGAGGGCAAGAUCCGAACGCACUUCUUGCUGGGCCGCGUGCAGCCCAACCCGCUCAUCCUGCAGCCACGCAAAAUCACCGGCCAGUACUCGCUGGCAGCCGUUGUGCUCGGCCUGGUGCAGUCGCUCAACAGGCAGAAGCAAAAGCAGAUCCUCAACGAGAACAACAACUCGGGCAUCAUGAAGGGCCACCACCACUACAACCGGAGGACGUUGUUAGCGCCCGGUAGCUCCGAGGUGGGAGGGGGUCAUCACACGGAAGCAGCUGAUAAGACUGAGCUGUCCUGAAGAGCAGACUGGAGUUUCAGUUCCACACAGGCAGAGCUGCUCUUCAGGCAAAAACAAUCCCAGGGGUUGAGUUAAACUUCAGUGGGUGCAGCUUUCCAGCUACGUAACAUUAAAGCAGGUGGAAGUUCUUUAGGAGUCAUAGCAACUUUAGCAUUCCAGUACUGAAAGCUUCACCCGGUUCCAGAUGUCUGAGUGGCAGCACAGAAUAUCUCUGAGUUCAAGUUGAUCUGGUGUUGUGCUCAUUGACCUCUGUUUCCCCAGUAGGAACAACAGCUCUGUAGGCAGGGCUAAUAAAAGGAACAUCGUGUUCCUGUAUCAGAACCAGGAAUCUAUUUCAGACAGAAAUGACAAAAGUGAGGAUGACAUUGAUGCUUUGACAAGUCCUUUAACAUUUAGGGCUGACUAGUAACGACUUAUACUUGUGUGUCAGCUCUAUGCAGAGCCUACGCCUACACUACACUGUUGUGUGCAUUUAUAAUUGUGCAGUGGCGUGUCAGUGUCACUCUGCAGUCACACCUUUAAAACACUAGUUGGUGAUGGGGUUUCUGUAAAGUUCUGUUGAGUUGAGUUGAUUCAAAACACACAUUAAACACAGAUUAAACAUGGCUUUAUAGCAACAAUUUCAAACACAAAUCAGCUUCACUAUAACCUGCAGCAUUCACAGAAAAAGUUGUUCCCACAUACACAACUUGCUAAUGUCUACAUUGUAUAAAUUAGCGAGAAUAAAGUUUUGGUUAUCUUGAAUUCCAUUUAUGAUAUCUGUAAUGUAAGAACAGUUGCAAAUAGUAAGAAAUGAAUUACUGAUAUCAACAACUGAUAUUUCAGUUGGAGAGAACUGAGUUAUAUAUCUCAUUAAUUAGACCUGCAACUAGUCAAAAUUACAUUAUUGAUAUGUUGGCUUGGAAUCAUUACACAGUGUCGUAACUGGAUGUGAUGUGAGCUAACGUUUUGAGCUGACCUUUUGUCAGACACCCUGUUUGUAUUUUAAUUCUGUCAAUUGUGUUGAAAGCACUGCAAUGGACAAGGAACCGCUAAUCCAUGAUGGUUAAAUGAGGAGUGAACUACAGGAUACCUUAUUAUUUCACUACCAAACCGAUAAGUUGGCAUCUGGCUGGAGGGAGAUCAUCAAGCAGAUGAACGUUUCUGCUUAUAAUUGUGUGGGAUGCUAGCAAGCUAGCUCUUUUUACAAAGUAGAGAUGGUAGUAUGAUAUAGUUUGGAAGCUACAACAAUGAUAUCUUCAAGUUACCUGCAAUAGUAUUACUGUGAAUAUGCAUAAGAAGGAGGUACAUCCUCACCCGUCUCUUCAGUGGUUACUCUGAGGCCACAGCUGCCAUGGUUUGUUUACAUGACGUGAUGAAGUUCAAUAUUUAACGUAUUCAGUUUGGACAGAGAGCGCUCGAUGUAAUGCGAUGCAGAGCGAUCGUCUGACACUCACAUCCAGUUAGGAUGCCAUGUAACAGGUCAAAAUUGAAUAGUUGAUAUCUGGGACUGAGUCUGAAUAGAAGUCAGUGGUGAAAGUUGACAAACUGUAUUUAAGUUACAGAUAUCUACAAUGAAAAUUUCCACUAGUAAGAAACUGUUGAUUGUUGAUAUCAAGAAUUAACAUUUUGACUACCUUCUCUGAUUAACAUUUGAGACGAGUGAGACUUGUAGAUAGCUUUAAUUAAAAUUCCCACUCGUCAAAAUCACAUUAUGGAUUUGUUGAUUUGAAAUUCUUACUAGUCAAAAAGCAAUUGUUGAUAUCCACAUUUGCUAUCACCACCUCUGAUUAAAUUAAGUCAAAGGGCUUGUCAUAAUGCGCCUUCUAUUUCAACUGACAGUGGUGUAGACGAGAUAAAUACAUUCGUCGCUCCUUGUCAGGGUAAAAUGGAAUCCAUUAUUAGGUUCCAGCAAACCCUCUGUUCUUAAUGCUUUAAUCAUGGUUCUACAAAGGUAUUCGUAAACAUUGCCACCAGUCUGCACAGAGAAAGGGUUUUGUGGGCUGCAGAGGUUUGCAGAGGACGAGUACGUCUCCCAAAUCCUAAGACUUCGGGCCCAUUUUACAAAAGCAGUUUGUGAGAGCUGCUUCCACACAGUUUGCAAAUGGCGGUGGCGUGGAUGGCAAAUUGCAGCUCAAUUUGUGAAUCCUUUAGAGCUCUAAUAUGCUCAUGCAUGAGUCAUAAGUAUGGUGUUUGUUUGGUGUGAUUAACGAUGCAAAUUGCAGCUUGCAUAUUGCAAAUUAGGUCAAUCAAGCCCCUGAGCAUUAAACAAGCUGAUUGGAUGAUCCAACUCCUGUUGCGACAUAAUGGACAAGAAUACACUGAAGUAAUCUGUAUAUAGAUAAAACAAACAACCACACGUCUCCCUGUACGUUCAGCUACGUGCAACCCAAAGAAGCACAUUCUAGCUUUGGGGAACUAUCAGCGCGAUAGAGCCAUGUUUGAAUGUGUGGGUCCCAGUUUUGUUUGUUCUUGGAUGUACAUGCAUGCAGGUGGCAAAAUUAAGUCCAAAGGAACAGCGUCAGGCUUUGAAGCCAAUUUUACGUUGUGGCCAAAGUAGAAUUACAACGUCUGGAUCCAUCACGUGAUGCCAUUGCGCCCAAAAAGACUUUUCCCAUAGACUUACGUUGUGAAAGAGACAUCUGCAAAUCAGUGGAUACCUUUUUUUGAGUGUCACAAACCCCACAAAAUGACUUGUUUCACCAUCAGAGUUUGCUCCAUUCGGUCUGAUAACUUUCCAAAAGUCCAGAAGAACCGAAUGAUUAAAUUACUUUAACCACAUUAUGUUAGCAGAGAGCUACACAGGAAGUUAGCCACAUAGCCGGCUAAGUCUCUGUUGCACUUGCUCUAUCAGCCCCACAGUGUGGAAGAUCUGGGUAAUUUCACACCCAGGAAGUCGAACAGUUUUGGCUUUAUGCACCACUAAGUAACUUUUAUAAGAAUGAACGGAGCAACGCCUCCAGCGCUGUGUCCAGUUCCCUUUAUACGUCCAUGGACAAGACACAUUCUUGCAAAUGGUGUUGCACUAUUCCACUUUUGUACAAGUGGCAGUAAUGUACCAAGAAACACAGCAAUGUAACAACAAAGGAAAGGAAUAAUAAACUUUAAUUACUAUACAGCACCUUUUAAAAAAGCAGCAAAAGUGCUUUACAAUAAAGGAAUUAUAGUGCUUCACAAGACAGAAUUGAACAACAGGCCAACAAGGCAGGUAAAUAUAAAAGGACAUUUAAAUACAAUUUUAAAGCAAAAAAUAAGAUGAAAGAGAGUACCUGUACGGUAUCAUAGCCCAAUGUUAGCAAAACCAUCAAUCUUUAAAUCAUAAAAAUGUUAAAGCAUAAAUCAUAAAAUCAAGUAAGAUACAACAUUUUAAAAGAACUGCAGCCAUAUGAAGUGUAUAAGGAGAGAGUUUCAGGCCUGUAUCAGCAAAGUCACAACUAGUUAAAGGCUAGAGUGAAAAAAUACAUUUUUAGCUUUCCUUUUAAAAUAUUUAACAAAUUUGCUUUCCUUGAUAUCUGUAGGCAGUUUGGUUCAUAGCUUUGGGGUGCAAUUGAUAAAGGCAGCAUUCCUGAUUGUCUUUCAGCUGGUGCUGGGAACCUCCAGUAAACCAGCAGCAAAUAAUCUUAACGAGGGAGUUAGCAGUGAAAACCAAGGAAGAACCAAGACAUAAGAAUACCACAAGCUGCUGUUGAUAGAGGGCUGGGCGAUGUGGCUAAAAUAUAAUAUGGCAACAUUUUUAGGCCAUAUCACAGUACAUGAGAGACAUCUCAAUAUUUUGAAAUCUCCUGCUAACUACUGAAGACUAGUUACAAUAAAGUUAUAUGAAGUAGCUACUGUCAUAAUAAAGUGAAAGUACUGUUACUAUGAAUUCAAGUAAAAUACUGUUAGCAUAAAGUUAAGUAUUGAUAUAAUUGAAUAAAUCAAAGUGGAACCACUGAUGCUGAUAUUUUGAAGCACUCGACUCAUGUAGGGCAGGAAGAGUAAUGUUUUUGCUCUGAACUUGAGGCUUCUGGUCAAUAGUUAGAUGUUAGCAGUUAGCACAAAAUGAACCUGGUGCCACUGCGCUUUUAAAUGUGAGGAUUUAUUCAUUGUGAGCUGGAAACACACUAACAGCUCUCCAGCUUAUAUAUUAAUAGUAUUUGCAAGUCGCACUGGUGCUCCAUGGUUGUAAAAUGCUACUAAAUAGCCACGGUCUGGAGCCCUGCAGAUAAUAAAAAAUCCCAGUUCUUUAGUUCAUAUAUUAAUAAUAUUUGCAAGUUGCACUGGUGCUCCAUGGUCCGCAAAAUGAGACUAAAUAGUAGCGGCCUAGAGCCCUGCAGUAAGUUAAACUGUUGUUGUCGCUACGCCUUUAAACAUGAGGAUUUAUUCUCUGCAAGCUGGAAAUAAACUAAGAGUUCUUCAGUUCAUAUAUUAAAAAUAUUUGCAAGUUGCACUGGUGCUCCAUGGUAAAAAAAAAUUAGACUAAAUAGUAGUGGUCUGGAGCCCUGCAGAUACAGAAACACACUAUUGUUCAACUCAUUAGUUAAACUGUUACCGCACACCCUUAAAUAUGAGGAUUUAUUCGCUGUAACCUGGAAACACACUAACAGCUCUCUGGUUCAUAGAAUAAUAGUAUUUGCAAGUUGCAAUGGCGAUCCAUGGUCGCAAAAUUUGACUAAAUAGUUGAGAUCAGAAGCCCUGCAGGUAACAGUUACAAAAACAUAUGCCUCAUCUGCUCACACUGUCUUUAAAGUCGUCAAGUUAAACUGUUACUGUGGUGCGAUUUAAGAUUAUGAUUUAUUCGUUGUAAGAUAGAAAAACACUAACAGCUCCUCAGUUCAAAUAUUAAUAAUAUUUCAAGUCACACUGGUACUCCAUGGUCACAAACGUGACUUAAUAGUUGCAGUCUGGAGCCCUGCAGGUAACAGUGACAAAAGACCCAUGCCUCUGCUGCUCACACCAUCAUUAAACUCAUUAAGUUAAACUGUUGCUGCUACACUUUUACAUGUGAGGAUUUAUUCUCUGUAAGCUGGAAACACACUAACAGGUCUUCAGUCCAUACAUUAAUUAUAUUUUAAAGGCGAACUGGUGCUCCAUGGUUGCAAAAUGCAACCCUGCAGCCCUGCACAAAAACACCCGCCUCUCUUGCUCACACACUGUCGCUCAGGAAAAAGUGAUUUGGACGGGCGAAGGAGUGUGUGUCUGUGUGUGUUUGUGUGUGUGAGAGAGACGCAUCCUGUUUGUGAGUCUCUCCUUGUGUGUGUUUGUGAGAGUGAGAGAACUGAAAAUCCAAAGCAAGGCUGUUUGCGAUAUAGUCAUUUUGUACAUGGUAUGAGGAACAAGCCGAGAUACACUGAGUAUAUUUGAUGUAUCGCCCGCCCCUUUGUUGAUGUAAACAACACAGGUUCUAAAUUAAAGAGAAAUCAACCUUCCAUUUGAGCGUUUUAUGAGGAAGGAGUUUGUUAGACCUCAAGGUAACACUCAGUGUGUUCUGUUGAGAAACACUGAAUGUUAACAGAAACUUGUUUACAGGAAAACACAACCAGGUGAACGCAGGGUGUCGGGAAAGAAAAGUUGCUACUUAGUUAUUUCAGAUGAGUUGGUUGUUGAGAUCAGCUACAGCCUGAACGUGAACGAGUCUCAUUUCACCUUUCAACAUCAUGAAUGUCCUGUAAGAACGAAUGAAGUCACUUGCGUAUUUUAAAAAAGUUACUUCGUUUUUCAGGUUGCAAGUCAGUUUCUCUGGCUCCUCCCACUCAGGUGUAACUCAACCAGUGAGAUUGUUUCUGCCUCCUGAAGCUGCUCUGCUUUUGACAAAUGUUUGUAGAACUGAAACUCCACUUUGUGAAGGAGGAAGAGGAGAGCGAUGAAGAGGAGGAGGAGGAGGUGUUGGGGUAAGGAGGGAAGGAGGGGGGGAGUGGACAGGACCGCUGCGUUCUGUUUCCAUCCUGCCUCGUCUGUUUGAUGUCUGUUGGAAUGAUCCCCUCGGACUGUCCGAUGUUCCUCCUGUCGUUUCCCACUUCCCCUUUUUAUGUCGCCACCGACCCGCUCCCUGCCCAAAACCCAGAAUCCCUGUCCCGCUCUGACCCUCGUCCAGAGUCGAUGUUUCUUUUUUGUAUUUCUUUUAUAUAUGAAAACACAA